Messenger RNA from Plasmodium relictum, 2613 nucleotides. RefSeq names its product conserved Plasmodium protein, unknown function. Lineage: Eukaryota; Apicomplexa; Aconoidasida; Haemosporida; Plasmodiidae. Bases 1 to 2613 code for a protein of 870 amino acids. The record is from RefSeq and is a predicted model, not a curated record. The transcript is spliced from 2 exons.
AUGGAUGCUUUUGAGUUAGAUAAAAUGAUUAAAAAAAAUGGUGAUUUCAAUAAAUGCUAUAAUUUUAACAAAAACGAAAAUAACUGUAAUAAAUCAAUAAAUGUUUUAAAUAAAAAUAAGUACAAUAUUAAUGAUGUACAUCAUUUUAGUAAUAAUAUAAAUGAAGAUGUGGCAAAAAUCCAGAAUGAAGUAAAAAAAAAGUAUAACUUAAAAAAGGAUGUAAUUUUAUCAUCAUCAGAAGAAGAAAGUUCUAGUUGUACAGAAUGUUUAUCAGAUGAGGAUAAUUCUUAUUAUUCAUUGAAUGAAGGAUAUAAAACAAAUUAUAUUUUGGAAUCUUUAUUUGAUAAAAAUGCAUUCGUUUAUUUUAUAGUACCAUUUAACAAAUAUAAUUAUACUAAUUAUUAUACUAAUUGGAAUAAAAUAAGUUUUCGAAUUUAUGCUUCAUUGAAUUCAGUAACUGAAAAAAGAUUUAAGAAAAGAAAAAUAAAUAACAUGAAUAAUAAUAAUUUCAACAAUCCGUUAAUAUCAAUUUUGAAUAAUUUUUUAUAUUUUUUAUUAUUAAGUGAAUUUCUAAAUUUUAAUGAAAUACUUAAAUUAAUGCCUUUAUGUAAACUCUCCUAUAAAAUCUUCAAUAAGUUUUUUUAUAUAAACGUUAACAUUAAUCCCUUUAAGCAAAAUAUUAAGGAUAUUAUAAAUUUUCUAAAAGAAAAUAAAGAAUAUCAAUUUAAUAUUUUAAAAAAAAAAAAUUAUAAAAUUAAAAAUGAAGAUAAUUUUUAUAAUGAAAAGGAAAUAUUAAAUGAUGAUAAAUCAUAUAUGAAUAACCCCCUUGAAACAUAUGAAAAUAAUAACUAUAGCAAUAAAGAAGUAGAAACAUUGAAUAGCAACAAUAAAAGCUUAGAAACAUUAUAUAACAAUAAUCAUAUAAAUUUCAGUAAUAAAGAUGAUAUUUUAAAUAAUGAUUAUAAAGUAGAAAAAAAUACCCAAUACCUUAAAGAAAAUAAUUCAGAAGAAAGUUCACUUUCCAUAAAAAAAAGUUCGUCUAAUAAAGUUUUUUUUACUAAUAACAUUAUAAAUAUGAGACAUCUAUUUUGUUUAUUUGAAUACAUGAGAGUUUAUUUAAGCAAAUACAAUAGGGAAAAAGUGCAUUUUUGUAUUUCUAAUCAAAAGUUUAAGUAUGAUAUAAAUAGAACUAAUAUAUUUUUUAAAGAUAUAUUCCCUUAUGGCAAUAAGAUAUCUUCUUUUGAAUAUAAAGUGAAAUUAAAAAAACAUAUACAGAGAAGAUGGAAUUUGAAGGGAAAUUAUGUGCAUGAAAAUUAUUUUCAUCAUAAAUCUAAUCAAUCAGAUGAAGUGGGAAUAUUAAAAUUAAUUGAAAAUGAGCAUAGUAAAAUAUAUCCAUCAUUUACAACUUUAGUAACAUUAGAUAAAUUUGGUUGUAUUAAUACAUGGAAGAUCAAUGAUAUAAAUUCUAUCGUUCCAACAUUCUUAUUUAAAUCACAAUUAUUAUUAGAAGAUAAAAAAAAUAUUAAUGCAACAGAUGCAAUUAAUUUAAAUUCGGAUAAUUUUUUGAUAUCAGAUAAUUCUUCUUUAUAUAAAUUUUCCUUAGAAGAUAAGAAUAAAAUUAUAUUGAAACCAGUAAUCAAUUUAUCAAUAAAUCAUAUAGAUGGAAAAAUUAAAAAUAUUGUUAGAACUGACAAUAAUAAGUGCUGUAUUGGUUUAAGUCAAGCAAUAUGUUAUAGAGUAGAUUUAGAAAGAGGAGAAAUAGAAAAUUUUAAAAGCUUAAAUGAAGAUUUACAAAAAAUAAAUUUCUUUGAUACAAAUACCAAUAUUGUUUUAAGCAAAAAAAAUAUAUUAAUUGAUGAUAAAAGGUUACCUAAUUAUGUUUGUUAUGUAAAUUAUAAUUUAAUAGAUUAUGAAAAUGAUAAGAAAUAUUAUAAUAGUAAUAAUUUUUUUUAUGAUUUUAAUUUAACUGGCAUAUCAUUGACUUCAUUAAAUUCUAAUAAUUCUAUUUAUUUAUUUGAUUUAAGAUAUAAGUACCCAUCAACAUGUUUAUAUUAUGAGAAUGUAGUUACAGAAACAGUUGGUUUAACAAAAAGCCAUAAACUAAAAUAUUUAAAUGAUUUAAAAAUAAAUUAUAAUUCAAGAUAUUAUUUAAAAAACAAAAAAUAUAGUGGUUAUCAUGAUAAUAUUAUAUUAUGUCCAUAUCUUACUGAUAAAACAGAAAAGACAGACAUAGUUCAAAAUAAUUAUAUAAGAAAUCAAAUAUUAUCAGAUGAAUCAUUUAUUUAUACUAUUAUAAAAGAAAAAAAAAAAGAGUUAGAUAAUCUUCCUAUUUCAUAUUUAAACAUGUGGAGAUGGUGUGAUAAAAGACAAUUUAAAACAUUCUUUCAUUAUUAUGAUAAUUUUAAUUGUAAGAGAAGUUCAGAUAAGAUAAAUUGCUAUUAUAAAAAUAUGUUAUAUGAUUCAAUAUAUAAAUUAGAUAGUACACCGAAUCACCUUUUCAUAACUUAUGAAAAUUCUAAUUAUAUUCAUUCAUUAUUACCACCUUCAUAUGGAUUACAUAUAAAAAGCUCAUUAAAAGAGGUUCCUUUUUCUAUGCAUCCAACAAAUCUCUAA